This is a messenger RNA of Ceratina calcarata, 9407 nucleotides long. It is a transcript of the gene jbug, whose product is annotated as filamin-type immunoglobulin domains fbug. Lineage: Eukaryota; Metazoa; Arthropoda; Insecta; Hymenoptera; Apidae. Gene Ontology annotation, molecular function: actin filament binding. The transcript is spliced from 35 exons. Gene Ontology annotation, biological process: actin cytoskeleton organization. The record is from RefSeq and is a predicted model, not a curated record. The coding region runs from base 499 to 9330 and encodes 2943 amino acids.
AAGUGAACUUCAGUAGCGUAUCGAAACGAAGACCAGGACUUUCUUAUUAGAGUAAUCGUUAAUACGGAUGAACGGAGGAACAUGUUCCAGUGGUGAUCACUGUCCUUUCGUAUAAAGAAUGUAAUAACCAUUGUUCGGUGCUCUACCUCCGCGGUUUCAGCGGAUGGAAUGAGUAUGGGGCAUGAAGACUUGUAAGCACAGGUCCGUAUUCAUUACGAUCCAACGGUCUCGGAAAGCGAUUGUGUGUACAGCCGUGAAGAAGAAGAAGGGGCUUUUCAUGUUCAGUGAGCUCACGCACGUCGAAGAACACUCGUCGGAAACGGUGCGAUCCGGAAAACCUUUCACGUCCAAAAAUGGCGUUUUUCAUAUAGUUUAAAGUGCAUUCUUGACUUGGCAACGAGCGAAGCGGUCUUUUUGAAAAAAGUCGUAUGAACGAGGACCGGUGUUGAGGAACGGUUUCCCGAGAUCCCGCAGUCAGGAGCUUCACAACGACGAAAAAUGGAAUCAUCCGAGCAAUUGCGACCAGAGGAAUUGGUAGGUCUGAUGGCCCGGUCUGCCGAGGGCACGGCCGCGAAGGGAAUGCCCAUCAAAGGACACGAGGAUCUGUGGGUGGAGAUUCAAGCGAACACAUUUCGAAAUUGGGUGAACGAGCAUUUAAAGCACGCCGUCGAUGUUGCGAACGGUCCCGUGAUCGAUCUCGUCGAAGAUUUUCGGGACGGUACACGAUUAUGCGCUCUCGUCGAGGUGCUCACCAAACGACGUCUGCCCCGAUGGAAUCCCAGGCCUGCGAAUCAGCAUCAUCAUUUGGAAAAUGUUUCAACGGCUCUUCAGGCCAUCGAAGCUGACGGCGUAAAACUCGUCAACAUCGGUAACGUGGAUAUCGUCAAUGGAAACUUGAAAUUGAUCCUUGGUCUGAUAUGGUCACUCAUUGUGAGAUACCAAAUAGGCAAGUCUAAGUUCCCUCCAAGGAAACUUAUGCUCGCAUGGCUCAAGGCCGUUUUGCCGGAGUGUAGAGUGAAUAACUUCACCACUGACUGGAAUUCCGGCGUUUACCUAAGCGCGUUACUCGAUUACUGCCAGCCAGGUCUGUUCCCUCACUGGCGACGGCUCAAUCCCAACGAUAGCGUGUACAAUUGUCGAAAAGCUAUGGAGAUCUCCAAACGUGAAUUCGACAUACCUAUAGUGUUGGAACCUGAAUACCUUGCGUCACCAUAUUUGGACGAACUAUCGGGAAUGACCUACUUAUCGUACUUCAUGAAGGAAGGCUCACCGGGUUUUCACUCGACGUUACGAUGGGUUAACUCGCAAUUACCUCAUCAUCCAGUACAAAACUUUACGACCGAUUGGAAUGACGGGAGAGUUUUAUGCAGUAUCGUCAGGAAUUUGGGCGGACCUGCCCCGGCUUACGAGAAGAUCGACACGGACUCUUCAGCGUGGGAGCAUAAUAUCCAAAUGGGUAUCGACGGGGCUAAGAAACUGGGCGUAGAGCCUCUCCUGAAGGCGAGAGACAUGGCAGAUCAAAAUGUGGAACAUCUGGGCGUAAUGGCAUACGCGGCGCACUUUCAAUGGGUGAAGCCUCGCCCUCAAGCGAGCAAACAGAUUGCUGUACACAUCGACAGCACUUCCGCUAGAGUGCAACAGCCGGCGCAUUUCAGAUUAGAAAUUCUUACCAAAGAAGUAAAUACCAGGGAAGUACGUGGCGAGGUCGUAAGUCCGAGCGGACGAGUAGAGUGUAGGCUGACGUGGAACGGUCUUCACGGAAAGGGAACGUUCGUACCUACGGAAGUUGGAAUGCAUAAGUUAAAGGUAUAUAACGACGGAGAGUUAGUAGACGGAUGUCCCUAUUAUUUCAGAGUUUUACCUCCUUUAACCAAAAUUAAAUCACCUGGUAUGGAUCCGUGUGCUAUUGGAUCUGUCGUCGAAGUUCUAGUCAACAGUUACGGAACUAGUCAUGAUGGCAUUGAUGUAACUGCACGGUCUCCAACUGGGAGAUCUCUGCCGUGUCCAGUCAAGGAAAACGAUGGAGUGCACACCGCGACCUUUCAACCCGACGAAACGGGAGAGUGGACAAUUGCGAUAACGCACAAAGGAAAUCACAUACAAGGCGGACCGUUCACGUGCUUCGUAUUUGAUCCAAACGGGAUAAAGCUGUUGGACACGGAAGGUGCUCUACCCGGGGAGUCGUUCUCAUUCAUCGUCGAUGCAGCCGGAACCGGAGGUCUUGGCGAUGUAAUAAUAGACUUAGUGCACGAUAAGCAAUCCAUACCCUUCCGAAUGGAAGACUUCGGAAAUAUGCAAUACCGAAUUACGUUUCUUCCGGCUGAUUCUGGAAAGUAUAGAGUUUACGUGUAUUUUAAUGGUUCCGAUGUUCGCGGCUCCCCAUUUUCUAUCCGAGUGGGAACGCAGAGGGGGUCGAGAAGAUCGAAAGAGUCCAGCCUCGACAGAUCGAAGUUAUCUUCGUUAGAAAGGCGAAUGAAUGGACUGAACGUGUCGGGUGGAAUUGAACGUUCGAGUUCCAUCCAACAGAAGACCUAUUCUUCCACGAAUAAAUUAUCGAGUCCAACGCACGUGCGCGAAUACUCUCCCGUGCAGCAGACUGCCUCCGCUUAUAAAACGUCGAACAAUUAUUCGAUGGAGAACUCGAGCUCGACUUAUCAUACGACUACUUCUUUCAAUCACGCUCGAUCCCCGAAUCAUAGUCACAGUCCUGUCUCGCGAAAUCUCCAUAGUCCAUCGAUGGUUAAAGACACGAAAGAAAUUUAUUCUACUACCGUUACACACAAUCAAUCAAGAUCCCCGACCGUGCAGAGCCCUAGCUUUACGAAGGAAUCGAAGGAUGUUUAUAUAUCUAACGCGACGAGCAGAUCCCUUUCUCCAAACUCAAGUCCAACUGCACACGUUCCACGAUAUUCACCGAUUAUCAAGGAGUCUCGAGAAAUUUAUAGCUCUGGGUCGCUAAAGAGAUCUCGGUCGCCGAAUCGGAGCCCAAUGAUGUACCGUAGCGCGACUCAAAGUCCUAUUAACAGGAACUUCAGUCCAAGAAGCGACAAAGACAGCGGCUACAACAGGAAAGACACCACGGACAAUGGAAUCGUUGACACGAGCAGCAACGUGAGGGUAUCGUCGAUGGUCGGCGGCUCCUCUAGACGCGAUUCAUGGGAUGCUAUAGAAAAAACCAAAUCUCUGUUGUCCUACGACAGUUUAGAAUCCCUUGCCAAUCUAGCGAACAGCUCUGCCGCCGAGAAUAAAACAAAUUCGAGUUAUUUCAAUAACAAUUAUAAGAAUACUCAGAGUUACGGUUCGAAGAAUGUUUCGCACACUCAUAACAUAACGAAACUUUCAAGCUCGGAAUACAGCACAUCUCAAAAGUACAAUGAGAAUCCUAAUACUCGGCCGCAAACGCAUGGCAUCCUUAAAAAUAAGAAUAAUAAUUAUUACAAAACCGUUGAUAUCGCGGACGAAGCGCAUGAUCAAUAUUCCAAUAACGGAAUCCAGAAUUCGUCGAUGCAGGCCAAGAAUUACGAACUCGUGAGCGGAAACGCGCUCGAAAUUUUACCGAUUCAUAAGCCGGCUACUUUUACCGUAGAUCCAACUGUAGAUCCCAAUAAAGUUACCGUUACCAUUUCUGGCCCUAGUGGUAAAGUAAUCCCUGUACAAAAAUCGACACUCCGAGGAUUAACGUACACGAUAGUCGCCGAAGAAGUUGGCGAACAUGUCAUACAAAUUUUAGUAAACGGACAGCACAUACAGGGUUCUCCGUUUAGAUCACAGGCAUACAAUGCUCGCGCUAUUCAAGUUGGGAACAUUCCGAAUGGCAUUGUUAAUCAACCCGUAGAAUUUGAAAUUGACGGAUCGAAAGCCGGAUCUGGAAAUCUAGAGAUUCUCGUGAAUGGCGGUCACGUAACUAGUUUCGUCAGGGCACUGGGUAGUCAACGAUUUCUGGCAUCGUUCGUACCCCACGAAGCUGUUGUACACGUCGUAGAAAUGACAUUCAACGGCGAAGUCGUCCCCGGGUCACCCUGGCAUGUGGGCAUCAUGCCGGCCCCAAAGAUGUCAGUAAUCGGGGACUCGAUGAGAUUAGUGCCCGCUGGUAGUUCGGCAAUUUUCGAACUGUCUGCCCUUGGAUUUAACAGCAAUGAAAUCGAUGUCCAAAUCAUAACACCUUCUAAGAGGCAUAUACCAGCGAGGAUCGAUGAAGAGCCAGGGAGGCCAGGGGAGUUCCGCGUUGAAUUCACUCCGAUAGAGGUGGGCAGUCAUCUCGUCGAAGUAACCAUCGCGGGACAAAAGCUACCGGCAGGACCGUUGGUGGCCAAGGUGUACAACAGCAGUUUAAUCCAAGUCACUGACAUACCCAGUGCUGUAGUGGGACAUGCCUGCCAGUUCAGAGUCGAUGCCAGUGCUGCUGGAGAAGGACAACUUGAAAUAUCUAUUAACGAAGGAGAAGUGCCUAAUCACGUUCAAGUAGUAGGAGGAGGCCGGUGCCUGGUGUCUUUUACACCGGAGAUCGCUAAGCCACAUUACAUCGAUAUCAAAUUCAAUGGGGAGGCAGUGAAAGGAUGUCCCUUCAUUUGUAACGUCUCCGACACCAGUCGAGUGACAUUAAGUUUAAAUCACUUGGAACUGAUUCCAGUGGACCAGCCUGCCACUUUUCAUAUGAGAGUCGACGGUAGUGGAAGUGCAGAACUCGCUGUCUCUGUGCGAGGGCCGAAUAGCGAAUUGCCUGUGAAAGUAACUGGAGAUAUAAAAAGCGGUUUUACCGCGGAAUUUAUCCCGAGAGACGUCGGCGUUCACUCUGUCAGCGUCGAGUACAACGGUCAUCCCGUGAACGGAACACCGUUUCUGGCUAAAGCGUUCAACGCGGACAAAGUGUUGAUCGGUCCAGUGGCUAGAUCUAGCGUCGGCCAGCCAACACACUUCACCGUUGAUGCGAGUCAAGCUGGCGAGGGAAAUUUAGAAAUCACGAUAUCGGCUCACAAUCAGAAUAUACCUACUCAGGUCACUCCACAAGGAAAUGCACGUUUCUCGGUUAGCUUCGUACCGUUCGAAGCGUGCGAACACAUAAUCAAUAUAGCGUUCAAUAAACGGACAGUGCCAGGCUGCCCGAUCGUGACUCGGGUAGGUGGUGAUAGCCAUGUAACAGUGAGCGGGCAGGCAUUGAGCAGUGCUGGAUUAGGACGACAAAGUUUUCUUACCGUCAGCAAUGUUGCCGGUAGCUUAGAAGAUUUAGAAGUUAAUGUUGAAGGACCCAACGGACAGGCCGUACCAGCUCAAGUCACAGACAACAAAGAUACAACGUGCACCGUGGCGUUUACGCCGCGAGUAGUUGGGGAACAUAGAAUUUCAGUAAGCCAUCGGAAUGUUCCCGUAAUCGGUAGCCCGUUCAGCUGCAAAGUGUACGACGUGACCGCCAUCAAAGUGAAGGCUGCUAAACACGGGGUCAUUGGAAUACCCGUAACUUUCUUAGUCGAAACCAGCCAGGCAGGCGCGGGGAAUUUGCACGUGACGGUGAACGGUGGUCGCGUGCCUACGUCUGCUCAAGCUCAAGGCCCGCACACGUACGCGAUAUCGUUCACACCGCGGGAGGCAAUUGCGCAUACGGUGGACUUGAGGUUUAACGGGGAAGAUGUGCCUGGUAGUCCCUUUACGUGUCAGGUGAGCGAUACAGCUAAAGUGGUGAUAACGGAAGGACUGGAGAAAGUGUCCGUGAACCGUCUGACGACAUUCACGAUAGAGGCAGAUCCGUCCUUAGGGACUCCGACCGUAGAAGUUCUCUCCCCGACAAGAGUGAGUUUGCCGGUUCAUGUUAAACCGAGUGGACAAGGGUCUUACACCGCAGGAUUCACACCAAAAGACGUUGGUGAUCACAGUGUUGAGGUAAAGAUAAAUGGAUCACACGUCGAAGGUAGUCCGUUCUUGGUGAAAGCUUAUAACGCCGACAAAGUAAAAGUGACAGAUAUAAAUAGCGGUGUCGUCGGCAAACCAGUCUUUUUUAGCAUCAAUGCUAGUCAAGCGGGUGCUGGUAAUCUCGAGAUUAUUGUAACCGUGAAUGGGAAAAACGUGCCGUAUUAUGUACAGAGUGAAGGGAAUGCGAAGUUUCGAGUUAAUUUCAAACCGCAAGAAGCUGCUGUGCAUAGUCUCAGCGUUCGUUUCAACGGAGAACCCGUUCCUGGUUCACCGUUCACCUGUAAGAUAGUUGGCGCAGGUCAAGCCGUGGUCACGGGUCACAGUUUAAAAAUGGGAGCCGUCAAGCAGUUGAUGUCUUUCGUUGUGGACCCGCAGGGUCCGUCGACGAACUGCGACGUGAUCGUAACACCGCCGUCAAAUAUAUCUCUUCCCAUUACGAUAGAACCAAUAGACGGAAAAUACAACAUCAGCUUUGUAUCUACCGAAGUGGGUAGACAUAAUAUCAGUGUACUAGUCGACGGUGAACACGUGAAAGGCUCUCCAUUUGCUUGCAACAUAUACGAUGUUACAAAGGUUCAUGUGUCGGGCCUUACGGAAGCUUUCUUAGGUCAAGCUACGACGUUUACCGUCGAUGCCGCAGAAGCUGGCGAGGGUACAUUGGAGUUAGUAGUUAGCACGGAGAACAAUACAGUUAAAGCCGAAGUUGUUGCUUGCGCACGGGGAUUAUACGAUGUAACGUUCGUCCCCCAAACUACCAGUACUCAUUAUGUUAAUAUUAGUUUUAAUGACGACAACGUACCAGGGAGUCCGUUCAAGUGUCCAGUUGUCAGUACAAUGUUAGACGGGCCGUCCAUGAUUCGCGUAGGGAACACGGCGUAUAUGGACUUGGAAAUGCCAGGCUUGGAAGGACCUGUAUCUGCCGAGAUCACAGGUCCCGAUGGGAUCAUCAUCCCUUGUACAUUGACCAAGUUAUCGCCUAAUCUGUAUCGAGUAGAGAUUCGAACGCGACAAGUUGGAACUUACAGUGUGACGUUCAGCGAUGGUCAUAAGAUAAUCAGUUCUCAAACGCUUCAAGCUUUCGAUCCUGGGAAAGUAACGAUUAAAGAAAUAUCGGAUGUAGUUUGUCAUCGACCAGGAUCCAUUACAGUGAUCGCGUCUAAGGAUGCCGGACCUGGGAAGCUGACUUCGAACGUGCGCGCAGCUGGAUCCGAUGUCGACAGCGUUGUCAGAGAGGGGGAGAACGGGCACUACGAAAUCAUAUUUCAUCCCACGCGAGCAGCUCCUCAUAAAGUUCACAUCAAAUAUAACGAAGUUCAUAUAUCAGGAAGUCCUCUGGACGUGACUGUUCGUAGUCCCACAGGUGGGAGAGAAGUAACAGCGACUGGAUUAGGGCUGUACCAAUCGUGCGUUGGCAAGGUAACUUCGUUCACCAUCGAAACUUUAGGUCGGCCUGGGAAGGAAUUCGACGUUGUGAUCAGCGGGCCGCAAGGUAACGCGGUUCCAGUUCGAUGUUAUCAGCAUCGGGAUGGAAACUUGCUCGCUGAGUUUACAACGAAUACUGUCGGGACUUAUAAGAUCGAUGUCUUACAAGGCACGAAACCAGUGUUGGGUUCACCUUUUUUCUGCCAAGCUUUUGACGUUUCUAAAGUGAAAGUACAAGAACUGGGUCCGAUGACAGUAUCCGUCCACGAUCACAUCGCCUUUAAAGUAAUAAAGGCGGAUGCUGGAAUAGCCGAUUUAGACGUAGUAGCAACGAGUCCGUUGGGCCAAGAACUUCCGUUACAAGUCACGCCGCUUAACGACGGUGCUGAAAUGGUGGAAUUUUCUCCUAGCGUGCCUGGCACAUAUAUGAUCAACAUCACGUAUGGCGGAUAUCCUAUACCCGGUAGUCCACUGAUGUGUGCAGUUGACGCAACUGGCCAAGCUCGCGCGAAGGGAGAAGGCUUGUUAAACGGUCAUGUAGAUAAAACAGCACAUUUCAUCGUUACUGGUACGAGAAGCCCUCCGGCAGUGCAGGUGGAUGGUCCAGACAGUGUUUCAAAAGCGAUUAUCGAAGCUGGGGCUAAUCCAGGAACUUGGAACGUUUCUUAUGUGCCAACAGAAGUCGGAGUGUUCGACAUCAGAGUCGUCUCCGCUGGUCAACAGCUUCCGGGAUCUCCGUGGCAUCCGAAAAUUAUAGACACGCGGAAUCUUCGCGUGAUCGGGGGUUGGUCGGCCGUUUGUGACGACCACGGCCGAUUGAAGAUACAUCCUUCGAAUAAAAUCAGUUUCGAUACUGCCGAAGCAGGACCUGGCGAACUCUCCGGGAAAAUAGGAGAUCACAAACUGUCCUUUGAAAUGACUUCGAAUAAUAGACUGAAACUUAUCCCGCCCCAAUUGAACGGCGGAGAAUAUCGUUUAGAAAUCUUUUUCAAUGGAAUACCAUUCCCAGGUGCUCCGAAGCUGGCGGUUAUUCAGGACUCAGAGGCACCUGUUCAAGACACGAGCCGUGUCUUGCUCAGAGGAAGAGGAUUAACGUCAGCUAAAUGCGGAGAAGAAGUUAGUUUCACGAUAGAUGGUUCUCAAGCUGGCGCGGGAACGCCGAAGGUUCAACUGUUCUCACCGACCAGCGAACUGAACGUAAAUUUGCAACAUUUGGGGGACAGUGUCUAUCGAGCAAGUUAUAUUCCGUUAACACCCGAUCCUCUGUUAAUGACGGUGUCUUGGAACGGAAGGCAGUUGAAAGGGUGUCCUUUGCAAAUAAGCGUAACGAGCGUGGCCGACGCGUCGCGAGUUAUUUGUUCCGGAGAUGGACUGAAGCACGGUAUAGUGGGACAAGAAAUACGAAGUUUCAUCGACACAAGACGAGCGGGUCCUGGUGAAUUGACGGCACAUUGUGUCGGCCCUCACAAAGUAGCGUACUGUGAAUUGUACGAUCACGGUGAUGCGACUUUCACGUUAAACGUGAAGCCUCAGGAGGCUGGGCGACAUGCAUUAACGAUUAAAUACGCUGGAGAACACGUCCCAGGCUCUCCGUUCACGUUACGCGUGUCCGGAGCUCCGGAUGCAUCGAAGGUUCGCGUUUAUGGACCGGGAAUCGAACACGGGGUCUUGGCGACGUUUCAGUCGCGGUUCAUUUGCGAUACUCGCGGUGCCGGGGCUGGCCAGUUAACGGUGAGAGUACGCGGGCCCAAGGGAGCGUUUAGGGUCGAAAUGCAAAGAGAAACUCAGAAGGAUCGCAUAAUACUUUGUCGGUACGAUCCAACGGAGCCAGGCGAUUACAGAGUCGAAAUUCGUUGGGCAGGCGUUCAUGUACCUGGUUCUCCAUUCCCUGUUAAAAUCGUCGACACGCAAGAUGAACUGCUGAUGUUAACGCAGAGUGGGGACAAUUAUUCAACGGGACAUCACACCAUCGCUUCGUGGCGUGGAUCACAAGCUAUAUUAUAAGAUCAUCGAAUAUAAAGAUUGUUGCUAUUUUUUAUGGGCUAAUAUAUUUUCAUAAUAUAUAACGACAUUAUAACUUA